Messenger RNA from Oryzias melastigma (Indian medaka), 874 nucleotides. RefSeq names its product Purkinje cell protein 4b (gene pcp4b). The record is from RefSeq and is a predicted model, not a curated record. NCBI's taxonomy places the organism in Eukaryota, Metazoa, Chordata, Actinopteri, Beloniformes, Adrianichthyidae. The transcript is spliced from 3 exons. The coding region runs from base 173 to 364 and encodes 63 amino acids. Gene Ontology annotation, cellular component: cytoplasm. Gene Ontology annotation, molecular function: calmodulin binding; calcium ion binding.
UUUGCCCACGGCGCUCCUAUUGGUUUACAAGUGACGUGAUGACACGGAGGAGUUGGGCUUCACACUUUAUAAAGCUCCCCUGUCCGCGGCGAGCCGCUCUUUUACAGAUCGCUGUGGCUGAAACUUCUCGUCGGCAACUCACUGGGAAAAACGGGCGACGCUGCUGUCCACCAUGAGCGAGAGACAAGCAUCCGGAGCAGCCUCUGGCAACACCAAGACCGCUGGAGGACAAGCUGAGGCCAAGACAGACGUCCCAGAGGAUUUUGACAUCGACAUGGACGCCCCGGAGACCGAGAAGGCAGCGGUCACCAUCCAGUCCCAGUUCAGGAAGUUCCAGAAGAAGAAGCGAGACGAGAAGUCCUAGUGAGCGCCAUGUUGCUCCGUCACUGUGUGGGCGUGUGUGGGGCUCGGGACAGGGGCAGCACAGUGGCGAUGGUGUGAGAUUUGCAUGUAAACAAAUUCAUACCUGUGGAAACUCUUGGGACUCUCGGGGCGGGGGGCAGGGGGGUUAACCAUAAGAAAUGUCUGCAAAUUCUCUUUAUCCUGUCAUAUUAUGACCAUUAUUUAAUAUUUUAAACUAAUAACAUGAAGCAUCUGGCUUGUAUCCUGCCAUAUCUGUUGCAUCCACCAUAAGGUCUAGACUGUUCUUUGUGUUAGAUUAUGUUUUUGUACGUGUUGGCUCGGGAUGAUGUUUCCUGGAAAGCAUCUGUGAGCAGGUGUAUCAGCAGCAGAUGCUGACGUGAAGGUUGUUUGUAGAGAACUUAGCUCGGAGCUUUUCUUUUCACCCUGAAGUGUUUUUUCUUACCUGCAUGGUUCUAUGAAGACUGUCUCUCCGUGUACAUUAAAAUAAUAAAACCUAUGUGUGGAAACUGUG